This is a messenger RNA of Polistes canadensis, 3749 nucleotides long. It is a transcript of the gene Mhc, whose product is annotated as myosin heavy chain, muscle. The record is from RefSeq and is a predicted model, not a curated record. Gene Ontology annotation, molecular function: ATP binding; protein binding; cytoskeletal motor activity. Lineage: Eukaryota; Metazoa; Arthropoda; Insecta; Hymenoptera; Vespidae. Gene Ontology annotation, cellular component: myosin complex.
GCGCUCGAGGAAAAAGCGAAAAAAGCACAAGAAGCAUUCGAAAGGGAAGAAAAACUUCGCAAGGAACUCGAGGAACAAAAUACCAAAAUACUCGCGGAAAGGAACCAAUUGCAAAAGCAAUUGGACGGGGAGAAGGGCUCGCUUUCGGAAUAUAUGGAAAAAUCAUUGAAAUUGGCUGCACAGAAAGCUGACAUCGAAUCUCAACUUCAAGAUCUCAACGACAGGUUCAAGGAAGAGGAAGACGCUAGGAACAAUCUAUUCCAAAAUAAGAAGAAACUCGAGCAAGAGGUUGCUGGUUUGAAGAAAGACAUUGAAGAUCUCGAAUUGAAUCUUCAAAAAUCCGAACAGGACAAAGCCACGAAAGAUCAUCAAAUUCGUAAUUUGAACGACGAGAUUGCUCAUCAAGACGAAUUAAUCAAUAAAUUGAACAAGGAGAAGAAGAACCAGGGUGAGAUCAAUCAGAAAACGGCUGAGGAACUUCAAGCUGCCGAAGACAAGGUCAAUCACCUGAACAAAGUUAAGAUCAAGCUCGAACAAACUUUAGACGAGCUUGAGGAUUCCUUGGAACGUGAAAAGAAAUCUCGCGCUGACGUUGAAAAGGCAAAGAGGAAGGUAGAAGGUGAUUUGAAAUUGACCCAAGAAGCCGUAGCCGAUUUGGAAAGGAACAAGAAGGAACUGGAACAAACGAUUCAACGCAAAGACAAGGAACUCUCAUCGCUUACUGCCAAAUUGGAAGAUGAACAAUCGUUAGUAGGAAAACUUCAGAAACAGAUCAAGGAACUCCAAGCUAGAAUCGAAGAACUCGAGGAAGAGAUCGAAGCGGAACGCGGUGCACGUGGCAAAGCAGAAAAACAACGCAGCGACCUUGCACGAGAAUUGGAAGAACUUGGCGAACGUCUCGAGGAAGCUGGCGGUGCUACCUCGGCACAAAUCGAAUUGAACAAGAAGAGAGAAGCCGAACUUAGCAAAUUGAGGAGAGACCUUGAAGAAGCUAACAUCCAACAUGAAGCUUCACUCGCUAGCUUGCGUAAGAAGCACAACGAUGCAGUUGCCGAAAUGGGAGAACAAAUUGAUACGCUUAACAAGUUGAAGGCUAGGACCGAAAAAGAAAAGGUACAAUACUUCAGCGAGUUGAACGACCUACGUGCCACGGUUGAUCACCUGAGUAACGAAAAGGCUGCCCAAGAAAAGAUCGUUAAACAAUUGCAACACCAAUUGAACGAGACCUCAGGCAAAUUGGAAGAAGUUAAUCGUACAUUGAACGAUUUCGAUGCUGCUAAGAAGAAAUUGUCGAUCGAGAACAGCGACUUGUUGCGCCAAUUGGAGGAAGCUGAAUCUCAGGUUAGCCAAUUGUCGAAGAUCAAGAUCUCGUUGACGACACAAUUGGAAGAUACGAAGAGGCUUGCCGAUGAGGAAUCACGAGAACGUGCCACGCUUCUCGGCAAAUUCCGUAAUUUGGAACACGACUUGGAUAACAUUCGCGAACAAGUUGAGGAAGAGGCCGAAGGCAAGGCUGAUCUUCAAAGACAAUUGAGCAAGGCCAAUGCCGAGGCACAAUUGUGGCGUACGAAAUACGAAUCCGAAGGUGUUGCCAGAGCCGAAGAACUCGAAGAAGCCAAAAGAAAAUUACAAGCACGUCUUGCAGAAGCUGAGGAAACAAUUGAAUCGUUGAAUCAAAAGGUCAUUGCCCUUGAAAAAACGAAACAGAGGCUGUCGACCGAAGUCGAGGAUCUUCAAAUCGAAGUUGACCGCGCUACUGCCAUUGCCAAUGCCGCUGAAAAGAAACAGAAAGCUUUCGACAAGAUCAUUGGUGAAUGGAAACUCAAAGUUGACGAUCUGGCUGCUGAAUUGGAUGCCAGUCAAAAGGAAUGCCGUAAUUACAGUACCGAACUCUUCAGGCUCAGAGGUGCUUACGAGGAGAGCCAAGAACAAUUGGAAGCUGUACGUCGUGAGAACAAGAACCUUGCCGAUGAGGUGAAAGAUCUUUUGGAUCAAAUAGGCGAAGGUGGACGUAACAUUCACGAAAUCGAAAAGGCAAGGAAACGUUUGGAAGCUGAGAAGGAUGAAUUGCAAGCAGCAUUGGAGGAAGCUGAGGCGGCAUUGGAACAAGAAGAAAAUAAGGUGCUCAGAAGCCAAUUGGAAUUGAGCCAAGUUAGACAAGAAAUUGAUCGUCGCAUUCAAGAGAAGGAAGAAGAAUUCGAGAACACGAGGAAGAAUCAUCAACGAGCUCUUGAUUCAAUGCAAGCUUCCCUCGAAGCAGAAGCUAAGGGCAAAGCCGAGGCACUUCGCAUGAAGAAGAAAUUGGAAGCUGACAUCAAUGAAUUAGAAAUAGCAUUGGAUCAUGCAAACAAAGCUAACGCCGAGGCUCAGAAAAAUAUCAAGAGAUAUCAGCAACAAUUGAAGGACGUGCAAACAGCUUUGGAGGAGGAACAACGUGCACGCGACGAAGCUAGAGAAUUACUUGGUAUUUCUGAACGUCGUGCUAAUGCAUUACAAAAUGAACUCGAGGAAAGUCGUACGCUAUUGGAACAAGCCGAUCGCGGCCGUAGACAAGCUGAACAAGAAUUGGCCGAUUGUCACGAACAAUUGAACGACCUCAGCGCUCAGAACGCAUCAAUCUCAGCUGCCAAGAGGAAACUCGAAGCUGAAUUGCAGACCCUCCAUUCUGAUCUUGACGAACUUCUGAACGAAGCCAAGAACUCUGAAGAAAAAGCUAAGAAGGCAAUGGUAGAUGCCGCCCGAUUGGCCGACGAGCUUAGAGCCGAACAAGAUCACGCUCAAACCCAAGAGAAACUUCGCAAAGCUUUGGAGACACAGAUCAAGGAACUCCAAGUUCGUCUUGACGAAGCUGAAGCUAACGCAUUGAAGGGUGGCAAGAAGGCCAUACAGAAAUUGGAACAACGCGUACGCGAAUUGGAGAACGAACUUGAUGGCGAACAAAGGAGACACGCUGAUGCUCAAAAGAACCUUCGCAAAUCUGAACGACGCAUCAAGGAACUUAGCUUCCAGGCCGACGAGGAUCGUAAGAAUCACGAGCGCAUGCAAGACCUAGUUGACAAGCUUCAGCAGAAGAUAAAGACGUACAAGAGGCAGAUCGAGGAAGCCGAAGAAAUUGCCGCAUUGAAUCUUGCCAAGUUCCGCAAAGCUCAGCAAGAACUCGAGGAAGCUGAAGAAAGAGCCGACUUGGCUGAACAAGCUAUCACCAAAUUCCGCACUAAAGGUCGCGGUGGAAGUGCUGCACGCGGAUUGAGCCCAGCGCCACACCGACCUGCGUUCAAGCCCCAGUUCGAUGGUUCCGCAUUCCCACCACGCUUCGACCUACAGCCAGAUGGUGAUUUGUAAAGAUCGAUGAAGAAUUAUUAAUUAACCCAAGAAAACAAACGAACAAAUAAACGAACAACAACAAACAACAACAACAAUUAAAUCGUCCAUACAAAUUUUUAUCGCAAAACUCAAAGAGAGAACAACAAAAUGAUGAUCGAGUACGUGAGAACAAUUUAUUAACCCAUGAUAAUUAAAUGGCGUCGUCGUCUUCGUCUCACUGUUUUAUUUUUAAAAUAAAAUAUAAUCAAUCAAUGAAUUAAUUAAUAAAUAAUAAUAACAAAUUUCUAUAUUAGAAUCAUAUUAUUCGUUAUAUUUAAAUACACGCGCCCGUGUGUUGUGCAAUAUUUCAAAAUCAAUCAUAUUGGAAGAUAAAUUUAUUAAACGAUAAUAUUGUUUAUUUAAAUAAAAUUCAAUUAAAACAACAA